AUGAAUUAUGAUACAACGCCAACACCUACCUACAAACAAAUGGCCAACAAUCCAAAAGACAUGUACUAUAGCAACAACAAUAAUACAAACAACAGCACAGGGGCAGACGCUUUCAAUGCCAAUGCCAGGCCCAAUAUGACUUCUCCAUCCAUAGAGCACAUUGAUGAGGAAUUGCAACAGAGACAUAUGCAACAGCUGUUUGAUAAAAAGAGAAGAAGACGAGAAUCACAUAAUGCCGUCGAGCGUAGAAGAAGAGACAAUAUCAAUGAGCGUAUAUUUGAGUUAUCUACGCUGUUACCCGAGAGAGAUGCAAGCAAAAACAACAAGGGCACAAUACUACGCAAAUCAGUGGAUCACAUCAGACUGCUACAUGAUAAAGUCAAUCAGUAUCAGCAACGAGUGCAAGAGCUUGAAAGCAUGUUGGACAUGUAUAGAAUGCGAUGGGGGGAUUUGCCUAGCAAUAGUACCAACAACACAACCACCACCACCACCACCACCACCGCCAACAACAACAACAACAACUUGAAUCUGAGCAAUAUACCAUCCUCUUACUACCAACAACAACAACAGCAACAGCAACAGCACAGGGAUGCAUAA
Molecule: messenger RNA, 597 nt
Organism: Mucor velutinosus
Lineage: Eukaryota; Fungi; Mucoromycota; Mucoromycetes; Mucorales; Mucoraceae
Exons: 2
Coding region: 1-597 (198 amino acids)
Biological process (GO): regulation of transcription by RNA polymerase II
Cellular component (GO): nucleus
Molecular function (GO): protein dimerization activity; DNA-binding transcription factor activity, RNA polymerase II-specific; RNA polymerase II cis-regulatory region sequence-specific DNA binding
Source: RefSeq, a predicted model, not a curated record